This is a messenger RNA of Patella vulgata (common limpet), 3999 nucleotides long. Its product is annotated as claspin. Gene Ontology annotation, molecular function: anaphase-promoting complex binding. Bases 124 to 3819 code for a protein of 1231 amino acids. The record is from RefSeq and is a predicted model, not a curated record. NCBI's taxonomy places the organism in Eukaryota, Metazoa, Mollusca, Gastropoda, Patellidae. The transcript is spliced from 29 exons. Gene Ontology annotation, biological process: mitotic G2 DNA damage checkpoint signaling; activation of protein kinase activity; mitotic DNA replication checkpoint signaling.
CAAUAUAGCGGGAAAUAUCAAUAACACAGAAAAUUGACAUUGUUUUCAUAAAAAAAUAGAAUACACUUUAAUAAUUUUAUAUUUAACCCAGUACAUUUUAGAUGGUCCUUUGAUCAAUGAAAUAUGGUCGGAGUUAUAAUAGAGGAAAGAGGAGAACAUGAGGCAAGUAAAACAAGUGAUGUAAAAGGUGAUUGUGAUUUUAAUGAUAAAACAGAUAGUGGAAUGGAUGAUGAAUCAGUUAAAACUGACAGUCCUUUAGCUGCAGAUUCUGAUAGUGAGGAUGAAGUUAUUGUCACCAAGAAACCAAAGAAAAAGAUGAUUAUGGAAGAUAGUGAUGAUGAAGAUGAUGACAGCAAUAAGAAAACAGAAAGUUUGAAAGAUAAUGAUGAGGAAAAUAGUAAUGAUACAGAGAAAUUUAGAAAGACCAAGAGUGCUAAUGAAGUUCUAGAUGAAGUGAUGAAUGAUAUAAACAAUAGUGAUACUGUUGAGAGUGAAUCUGAAACGGAUCUAAAUACGGAAGUCAAGGCUUCAGAAGAUAUAACAGAUAGAAAAUCAGAGAAACUGGUGUUUGAUAGUGAUAUAUUUGAUGCUGAAGAAAGUAGUGAUGAUGAAAAGGAUAAGAAAGAAAAUGAUAGUAAUUCAGAAUCAAGUGAUGGAGAACAAGAUCAAGGUGAUGAAGGAUUUGAUGAAGACAAUUUAGAUCCCAAAUUAUUGGCUAAGUUAAAGAAAUUAAAGGGAGCUGGUAAACAACUAACACGUGAAAGUAAGCAAAGAAAAGCUAAAGAUGCAGCAUUAAGUAUACAUAGUGAAUCACAGAGAAUAUUACGAGAAUCUGGUGUUAAUUUACCGUAUCACCAACCUGCUCCCAAAUCAUUAAAUGAUUUUUUGGCAAGAGCCAGUAAGAAACAAGCUCAAUACAAAUGUUUAAAAAGUAUUAGAGACAACAAAAAUGCUAAAGUUAUUGAAGAAACAUUAUCAGAGAAAAAAGAACCUGUCACCACACAGAUGUCACCUAAACCAUCGUCUAGUAAAAUAAACACUUCAUUUGAUGAUUUAUCUAUUACUGAAACUUCUAACAAAAGUGAACAAAAAACUGAACAAACGACUGUUAAUCCUUCUGAAGCAAGUGAAACUCUUUUAACAUUUGAUAGUGGAGAUGAACUUCCUGACAUUUCAGGAGAAUUACCAAUUAAACCUAUUAGAAAAACAUCAGAUGCUGUAAGCCCAAAGUUAAUCUCAAACUCUAAUCUAGAAACAACAGAUAUGACAAAUAGUGCUAUCAUUGACAAAAAUACUAAUAAUGUGGACAGUAUGGAUUUUUCAUCAGACUGUCUUAAAGAUGACAGUGAUGAUGAGGUUGAUAAGGUCACAAAAUCAUCUACAAAAAAAGAGUGCUCAGAAGAAAAUGUGAUUUCAAAUACAGAAUCGAACAAUGUGGUUUCUAAAACUCCUAAACAGUUGAUAUUGUCUCGCUUAAAUCUAAGUAUGGAAGACAUGCCCAAACUUAGUGGGGAUACUGACUCCAUUAUUGUUUUUGAAGAAGAAAAUGUUACGCCUAAAAAUCCAGAAUUGUGUAAAUUUAUGGAUCGGUUCAUGGAACAUUCAAAGAAAAAAAAGAAAAUUAAAUCUAAAGAUGUUGAUAUCAGUAUUAUACAGAAAGAAAGUGAUGGUAUUAAUAAAGAAGAAUUAAAAUUAAAUUCAUUCACAUAUCAUAUAGAGGAAGAAGAACCUGUAACGCCUGAUUGUGAAGUACCAGGAGCCAAACUUCUGUCCUUAAAAGAAAAGUUACAAGCAGCUAUGAAAGUAAAAAGAGAAGAAUCCCGCCAGAAGAGACAAGAGAUGUAUGCUUUAGAGAAUGAAGAAGGUUUUGAUGUUAGUGGUGAUGAAGAAGCUAUUUUAGAUGAUGAUGCUGAGAUGACAGAUGGUUCGGAUACUGAUGUAGAAGAUGAUGAGUUUGAUAAACAGUUUGGUGAUGCAGAGUUUGAUGAUGAGGAACAGGUAGAGAAUCCUUUUGCUGAUGAUGAGGCUGAAGAAGACAAUGAUGACGGUGGGGAAGAAACAAUGAAAUUACAACUUGAUACAUCAGAUGAAGAAGAUGAUGAACCGAUAAAGACAUACAGAUCACAAAAAAUUGCUGUUAUUAGUGAUGAAGAAGAAAGUAGAGAUGCUGGUAUUCAAAAUAUUGAUCCCAAUGAUGAUGAUGAUAAUGAAGAUGUAGAGGCUGCAGAACUUUCUCCUCUUUCUAAACAUCUCAAUAGUCAUACACCUAAAGUUAGUCGUAUGCGUAGUUUAACUAUGCCUAUAGAGAAUACCCAGGAUCUAUAUGAUGAUACACAAGAUAUUUAUCCUACUGAUACACAGCCAUCUCAAAGUUUAAAUUUUCUACUAGAAGAUUCACAAUCACAGAUGUUAGAUGCUGAUGGAUUUUUGAAAGUUCGAUCUUCAUCUAAGCAAGCUACAAGACGAUCUCUGGGUGUAGAAGACGAUAUACCUAAUAAUACACAGGACAAUAUGGAUGAAUUGUUAGGUUUAUGUUCCGGAAGAUUUGCAGCUACACAAAAUAAUAAAACAUCAAGUAAAAGUUUAUUUGAUAAUGAUGUACAGCCAACACAAGAUGGUGGUAAUAUGGAUGAAUUACUAGGAUUGUGCUCCGGUGUUUUUGCUGCAACUGGUGUAGAAAAAAGUCAAGGAACUAAAAGGAAACUGGAAGAUGAUGAUGAUGAUGAUGAUGAAGAUAGUAAUAUGUCACUAAAACUAUUAUCUGAAGAUGAAGAUGAUGAUAUAAAAAAACCUGAUGAAGGAUCUGAUAAGGAUGUUAAUAAUGAUGGUGAUAGUAAGAAGAUGGAAAACAAUAGUGAUUCAGAUGAAGAUGUUUCAAAUAUUAUAAUUAAAUCAAAGAAAAAGAAAGGAUUCAAGAAUAAAUUUGGUAAAUUACGGGCUGAGUUUGUAGAUGAAGAAGCCGAGUUAUCAGGUAGUGAAUAUGAAAGUGAUGAAGAUUUAGAUAUUGAUGAAGAUGACGAUAUAUUGAUGGAAGAAGAAGGAGAUAAAGAUAAUCCUAUUAAUGAAACAGAACUAAGAGAUCAAGUUGGACGAGCUCACUUGAAACAAGUAAUAGAUGAAGAUAAAAGAGAGUUAAUGAGAUUUCAAGAGAUGUAUUUACCUGAUGGUGAUUUACAUACAGAAGGUGCUGGUAGAAUGAGACGUUUUCGCUGGAGUAAUAUGGAUGAUGAAUCACAACAAGAUAUGUUUGGUCAAGAUUCUGAUGCAGAAGGAGAAGAUGGUGAUGAAGAAGCAACAGAAGAAUUAAAAUGGAGAAUGGAAAGAUUUAAAAGAGAAAAAUUCCUUGAAGAACAAAAGGAAAAUGAAGAAAAAGUUGAAGAGGAAAGUCAAGGAGAAGAAAGUCAGAUAAUGAAGUUUGGAAAAUGUUUUCUACAGAAAAAAGAUCCAGUUGGUAGUAAAAAUCCUCUACAGAAAUCAGUAUCAUUACCAGUUAAUAGUAGUAAAACAAUAGAACCAACUUUUGUUAAACCUAGUCUAAAGAGUACCAAGAGAGGUUCAUUCUUGAAUCGAAGUAAAGAAGCUCUCGCUAAAAUUGCUAUUCAUACCAAAGCUAAGAUGAAUCCUAAUGCUACAAAACAUUCUCGGAAUUUUGUCUUUCAAGUUAUAUCACCAGAGAAAGAUAAACCAGAGCCACAACUACCACUACCCAAAACAACACCAAAAUCUGUAGUGAAGAAACCACCAGCUAAAAGACAAAAGUUAGCCAGUAAACCUACUAAAAACAAUACAUCUAGCAUCUUUAAACUAUUAGAAAAAUAAAUAUUUUGUUUCAAGAUAAAGUACUUAUAAAAAAAAAAUAAAAAAAAUAAAAAAUAUCCGAAUUUCUAAUAAGUAUCUUAAUUUACCUUUAAACUAUUUGGGAAAAAAAGCUGAGAUAAUUAUUUAAAUAUUUAAUAUAAGUUCUUUCUUUUCAACUUGUAUUUAUGUAUAAAUAUUAAA